Messenger RNA from Phoenix dactylifera (date palm), 1113 nucleotides. The record is from RefSeq and is a predicted model, not a curated record. Lineage: Eukaryota; Viridiplantae; Streptophyta; Magnoliopsida; Arecales; Arecaceae.
AUGGCUUCCUCUGCUGCAGAAAAUCCUGCUCCUUCUUUCUCUGUUAUUCCAGUUUUUGGAGGUGAAAAUUAUGAAUUUUGGAAGGUGAAAAUGAGGACUUUGCUCUUGUCUGAAGGUCUUUGGAACAUUGUUGAAAAAGGUUUCGAAGAUCCUGAUGAUGAGAGUGGACUUUCUGAUGCCCAAAGGAAGAGACUUGAUGCAAACAGAAUGACAGAUGCUAGAGCCCUCUCCAAGAUUCAAAAUGGAGUUUCUCCAACCAUUUUUCCAAGAAUCAUCAGAGCCAAUACAGCCAAACAAGCCUGGGAGACCUUGCAACGGGAGUUUCAAGGUGACAGUAAGGCCAUAACAGUAAAACUCCAAUUCUUACGAAGGGAGUUUGAAAAUUUAAAAAUGAAGCAAUCUGAAUCUGUAAAAGAUUAUUUCUCCAGAGUCAUUAAUGUGGUCAAUCAGAUGAAGACGUAUGGUGAAGAUAUUUCUGAUCAGAAGAUAGUUGAGAAAAUCUUAAUCAGCUUGCCCGAAAAAUAUGAUUACAUUGUUGUAGCAAUUGAAGAGUCAAAGGAUCUCAGCACCUUAUCCGUUGAGCAAUUGAUGGGUUCCUUGGAGUCUCAUGAGCAAAGGAGACAAUGUCGUUCAGACCAAUCGAUUGAAAGUGCUUUUCAAUCAAAGCUCAACUUGAAGCCUCAAAGAUCCUUCAAGAAAGGUGAUUCAAGCAAUCAACAAAGAAGAUGGAAGAAGAAUGACUCAAAGAAGGAAGAAAGAAAAUAUGAGACAGUCACACCUAAGGUACGGUUGGGAAAUGGAGCUAUUGUUCAAGCCAAAGGAAAAGGAAGCAUUGCUGUUGAAACUAGAAAAGGAACGAAGCAUGUUCAUGAUGUUUUGCUUGUUCCUAAUCUUGAACAGAACUUGCUAAGUGUUGGGCAACUAGUGGAGAAUGGCUAUCGUCUCUGCUUUAAAGAUGAUGGCUGCAUAAUUUAUGAUCGAAAAAAUAAGACUAUGGCAAUUGCAUCUGUCAAGAUGACCAAGAACAGAAAUUUUUUUAUUGAAUUCAAGUAUGAAUCAGUUUCAGCUUUUAAAGGAGAAGUUGUUGAAGAUUCUUGGCUAUAUAUGGCAUAA